Aspergillus caelatus is the source of this 1194-nucleotide messenger RNA. RefSeq lists its product as uncharacterized. Bases 1 to 1194 code for a protein of 397 amino acids. Lineage: Eukaryota; Fungi; Ascomycota; Eurotiomycetes; Eurotiales; Aspergillaceae. The transcript has 5 exons. Gene Ontology annotation, molecular function: protein-lysine N-methyltransferase activity. Gene Ontology annotation, biological process: peptidyl-lysine monomethylation. The record is from RefSeq and is a predicted model, not a curated record.
AUGCUCACCGUCCCACAAACGGCGAUGCUAUCCAUUGACUCUAUCCCGUCUUCAUUCGUGGAUCUCUUCCCCGAGGGAUCAACCAUCCACGGCAUUCUAGCCGCAUAUCUCACGCACGGGGACGUCAAAACCCUGAAAGAGAUAGACGCCUGGCGCAACGUCUGGCCAAACUGGCAGGAGCUCGAAGAUAGCACGCCUAUACUAUGGCCAGCUCAUCUCCGACGGUCUAAUUCGGCCUUUGAAGAUGAUGGGGGCAAUUCCUCGACACCAAGUCUUCUGCCCCCUUCUGUAUCUGGGCUAUGGAAUUCUUUCGAAAACGUGCCCGUAGGCGUCGACUACGACACCAGGUAUCAGAACAUGCUCGCGCAAGAGGAAAAGCGACUCAGACACGCCUGGGAACAGGUUCUCUCCGUGUUCCCUAAAACGGAGUGGAAGACAUUCGCAUAUUACUGGCUCAUCAUCAACUCAAGAAGCUUCUACUAUAUCUCCCCCGGCAAGGACGAACCGGAGGAUUGGAACGACGCCAUCGCCAUGGUUCCUUAUGCUGAUUAUUUCAAUCACGAGGAUAACGCGGCAUGUGAAGUCAGAUUCGACCAUAUCGACUACACAUUCCGAGCAACCAAACGAUACGAAGAAUAUUCCCAAAUGAAACUAACCAUCCCCACAGAAAAAGGCUCAGAAAUCUACAUGAGCUACGGCGCCCACUCGAACGACUUUCUCUUCGUCGAAUACGGCUUCUUCCUCGACAACAACGAAUCCGACUCAAUAUACCUGGACGACAUAAUCUUCCAAGACCUAACAAUAACGGACAAAAAAGAAUUAGUCCAUCAAGACUGUUUCGGCAACUUCGAAGUCACAGAAACUGGAGUAACCGCCAGUAUCGAAACAGCAGCCUGUCUCAAAUACAUGUCAAAGCGGGACUUCCGGAUCUAUAUCGAGGGCCGGUCGAAACGGGCCUUCGAUGCGGAGAAAUCGGCAGAGGUGAUUCGGGGCUGGAUUCGGGUUUAUCUUGAGGAGUGUGAGAAAACGAUGGAGAUUAUUGGGUCUAUGUUGGAGAAGUUGGGUGGGUCUCGGAGACGUAGUAGUGAUGGGAAGAAGUGGGAGAAGGGGAGAUUGGAGAUGUUGCUUAGUAGGUGGGGACAGAUUAAGCAGAUUUGUGAAAAGGCUAUAAGUGCUGUUAGUCAGAGUGGAUAG